Messenger RNA from Parasteatoda tepidariorum (common house spider), 5667 nucleotides. RefSeq names its product transmembrane channel-like protein 7. Lineage: Eukaryota; Metazoa; Arthropoda; Arachnida; Araneae; Theridiidae. Gene Ontology annotation, molecular function: mechanosensitive monoatomic ion channel activity. The record is from RefSeq and is a predicted model, not a curated record. Gene Ontology annotation, cellular component: plasma membrane.
GAAGCUGACUAGAUCAAUUGAACUCUUAUAGAAAAUAAACAAAAAUACAAUUCAAAAUUUUCGUUUCUCGUUGUUUGUGAAUUAUUAUAAUUUCUAUGCGAAAUAUUUCUGUUCCAUCUUGAAUUUUUGAUAUGACAGGAAUUUCUUAAGAAUAUGGUUUCGAUGCAAAAUAAGUAACUUUCCAUAAGACUAAAAAUCAAGUCUUGCAUUUAUAUAAGAAAUUUGGCAUGGAGCUUCAGAAAUUAAAUCAGGAAUCUCAUACCAUUGACUUUGAAUCAUCUAGUGAUGAAUCUCAUGACAAAAUGCUGAAAAAGCCAUCUAAUGUUACUUUUGCUCCUGAAACAUCAUUCAUAAAUAGGAUAUCAUCACGAGACUCUGAUGAUGACAUCGAAGAUAUGACCGAAAAUGAUAUAAAAACUGAAAUUUGUAGUGUAUUGCCUAGUAAUACAAUUGGUCGUAAAAAAUAUAAAACUUUAAAUAAAACAAAGACUGCAAAAGCUUCAACAUUUCCUCGAAAAUCUGAUACAAAUGAACAGCAUGAUGUUGAUAAGCCUCGGCCACGCUCAUUUGUUACAAAGAAGCCAAGUUUUCUCUCAUCUCUAAAUCUUCCAUCUUUACAAAUAUCACAGUCAUUUGAUGGAGUUGACAGUUUUGAAGAAUUUGGUGCUGAUCUUAAUGAUGAAGAAAAGAAAAAAGAAUUACAAAACAUAAGAAAUUUUCCUAUUCGAAUGAGUGAGAAAAAGAAAUACAGGAAUGCUAUUUUGGAUACAAUACCCAUUCAUGAUCGACAGGAUAAAUCUGUAUGGUUGCAAGUUAAUGACAUGUGGGCAAGUGUUCAGCAAUCUACAACAAAGUUUGAAUUAUGGCAUGCAACAUUAAAACGCAUUGAAGGUUUACAUGGAACUGGAGUUGUCUCCUAUUUUGUGUUUUUGAGGUGGCUUAUUUUCUUGAACCUCAUUCUCUUCAUUACUUUCUUGAUUUUCAUCACUUUGCCUCAUUCAAUAUUUUCAAGAGUUCCUCUCAAGAAAAUUAAUUAUGCUCCUAAUAACACCUUCUUCUUAGAAAAAUAUAAUCAAUAUCCUGAUCCAAGAAGCACUCCAAAACCAUUAAAAAGAACUGAUCGUCUACCUUUCGACUUUAAAAAUAAAGAGUUGAUAUCUGACUUAGGCUCACUUUUGAAUCGUUAUUUGACUAAUGAUACUAUUGAAAAUAUAAACUAUGACCAGAGAAACUACACUGAUGAACAAAGGCGUAAAUUAUCGGAAAUGUGUGAAAGUCGAUACAAGAAGGAAGAGCUAUCUAAGUCAAUUGAUGUACUUAGUGGAGCACAAGAUUUACUUCAAGGAACUGGUUGGCUUCAAUCUACCAUUCUUUUUCUGGGCUAUUAUACACCUACUCAAAUCUUGUUCUUUGGUUAUCCUUAUAAUAUGCCUGUUGCAUUUCUUUGUGUAUUUUUUGUUUCAUCCAUCAUGUGUAUAUUGAUGAUGGUUCAGUAUUCUUCCCAUGGUGUUCAAGAAACUGUUUUAGCUAGAAAGAGUAAUUAUUUAGCCUAUUCAAAUAUAUUAUUUUGCUCCUGGGAUUACUGUAUUGAGAAUAAAAAGAGCAGUAUAAUCAGGCAUAGAAGCAUUUUGCAUGAAAUAAAGAGUACACUAGCGGAAGAAAGAAGGCGCAGAGAAGUAAAAGGGUGGUCAAAGUCACAAAAGUUUAAAGUUCAUACUUCACGUUUUUUUCUGAAUGCUUUUGUUCUUGCUGCCUUAUGUGGGAGUUACUACUUAAUUUAUAAAGUUGUAAAUUUUCAAUUAAGAGAAAUGCAAAGUCAUCGUUUGCAGGAUUCUGGUGUUCAAACUUUACUUGUGCAGUAUCUUACUCCUGUGUGUAUUACUAGUCUCAACAUAUUUGUUCCUAUAAUAUUUAAUGCUAUAGUGAAGUUUGAAUCAUACAAUACUCAAACUCAGAUAAAUAUAGCUCUAAUCAGGAUUGUUUUCUUGCGUUUAUCAUCGGUUUUCGUUCUUGUUGGUUUACUUUUCCAACAAAUAGUUUGUGAGCCUAAAGAUGAUUGUAAAGUUGGAACAUUGGCCUCCUGCCAGUCACCUAUAUGUUGGGAAACAUAUGUUGGCCAGCAGCUUUAUAAACUUGCUGUGACUGAUUUCAUUGUCUACAUAAUGUUGUUUCUUGCUUAUGAUUUACCUCGGGACCUUUUAGUUAGAAGUUGCCCAAACAAAGCGACACAAAUGGUUGGUAGGCAAGUAUUUGAUCUCCCAAAUCAAGUAUUGUCUCUAGUCUACUCUCAAACUCUGUGCUGGUUAGGUAUGGUCUAUUCACCUUUAAUACCAUUAAUAACUGUGAUUAAAUUCAUCAUAUUAUUUUACAUUAAAAGAGUUUUGGUGUUGAAGUUUUGUACACCUCCUCCCAUACCAUACAAGGCAUCACGCAGUAAUGCUAUGUUCAUCAUGAUCUUGCUACUAUCAUUUUUUUCUGUACUAAUUAUUCAUGGUUAUUCAUUAUCAAGUCUUGACCCAUCACCUGCCUGCAGCCCUUUUAGAUAUUAUUCUGCAAUGGUGGAUGCUAUUCCUAUCACAUUAUACUCUGAAUCAUCCUCUCUAGCUUCCAUAGUCAAUUUAAUUUUUAGUGGAAUAGUACUUUUUCCAGCAAUUAUAUUGCUAUGUAUUGCAGUUUAUUAUUAUUGGACAAUUGUCAUCGCUCACAGGAAGAUGAUAAAAAUACUAAAAUCUCAAAUAGUAUUAGAAGGUCGUGAUAAGCAGUUUCUUCUGAAUAGACUGACUCAUGCUGCUAAAGGACACCUUGAUUGAAAAAAAAAAACACAAAAUUUUUUGUAUUAGCACAGUGAUUUAAUCUCAUUUAUUAUAGCUUUACAUUGCUGAUUUACGAUCACUUUUUUUUGUAAGUGCAAUAUAAUUUAUUUAAAAAUGAAAGAAAGUGAAAACAAUGUCACUAAAUAUGAGCUUUAUGGUUUUAAUGUUUUUAUCUAUGUUUGUGAUGUAAUGCUUAAUUAACUUAAAAGUACAAUUUUUUUUAUAUAGAAAUAAUAUAUAAUUUAUAUAUAAUUAAUGAAUUUAUGUUUAAAAAAAUUAAAGAUUUAAUGACUAAGUAUUUAUGAAAUCAAGUGAUUUGAUAAUUUUAAGAUACAUGGCUUACAUACCAUCUAAUAUUAAUUUAGAUUUAUUGUUAAAAGAAAUCCUGAUGAAAUGUAAAUUUAUAAAUCAUUAGUUUUAAAGAUUUGCUUCUGUGAUUAUGCAGGUUAAUGCUAGUUCAAUGAAGAAGCUAAUUUCGCAAGAAUAUCUCAUAAUUAAAUGGUUUUUCUAUGAAUAGAACUUUUUUUAAAAAUAAUGCUUAGCAUACUGGUUUUUUUCCCUUUGAAUUAAUGCUUAAAAUCCUAUUUUGGAUGAAUUACAGGCUUUUUAUAAAAAAAUAUUUUUCCUAACUAAAGUUUAGAGGACAUGUUAACUGCAUCUCACGAUUGAUACAACACUGAGAUGCAAUUAACAUGUGUAAUUCAUACAAAGUAGGUAAUUAAUGCUUAAAAUCCUAUUUUGUAUGAAUUACAGGAUUUUUAUUAAAAAAUAAUUUUUCUAACUAAAGUUUUGACAUGUUAAUUGCAUCUCAGGUUUUUACUACAUAAAACUAGACUUAAAUGUUUUGUGAAUGUUUCUUUUCCUCGUGUAGGCAAUCUAAUUGAUUUGAUUACAUUAUUUCCUGGUGUAUAAAUCAACAACCUAUUUUUGAAUACGAGAUACUAAAUUUAUAAAUUUUAAAAGAAAAUUAAGUUCACAAAAUGUUCUCAAUUUAAAAAUAUUUUACAAUAGUCACUUUAGAUAUGAUACAUUUGUCCUCUACUCAGAUGCUAUGAUGAUAUGCUAUCCCUCAAAUAAAACUAACCUUUAUGUGUAAAGAAUACGUGAUGAGGGAAAAUGAAAAAUUAAUUAUAUGUAAUGCAUAAGUAGUUUUUGAAAGGAUUAUGCUAAUACAGAGUUAUUUAUAUCUAUGUCAUUGCUUAUAAUUCAUUGACAUUGUAUAAGUCGACCCCCUGAUUUUCGUAAAAUUUUGGGAAUUUGAAAAGUUGACUUACAGUAAUGGCUUUGCAAGCAUAUUUAGUUUUAGUUCCUAUUUUAUUUAAUUUAGCAUUUCAUAAUUAUUGUGUUAUCGUAUAAAAUUAGCAUACAUCAUAAUAUUCUGUAAAAUGUUCAGUAGCAUUUAUAGGUUUUAAGCUUUUAUGCCACUUAAUUUAGUAAGUGUUUAAAAUUGGUUGUGAUUAUAAAGACUACACUUCCAAUGACCUGUUAUUAUUUUAUGAUAAUAAAACAAAAUUUUCUUCUGACUUUUGGAUAGAGCUUAUAAAUGUUAUAAAUCAGAAGCCUUUUAAACUUCAUAAAAACUAUAUUGAAUUUAAGUCUCUUAAGAAAUAUUUCCACAUUAUAGAAGAAAAAAAAUUCUAUGUCAAUGAGCUGGCUGCAACGGCUAUUUUCCUUCGGGGUAAUCUGCUAUAUUCCCCAAUAUAAUAUAGCCUUUGUGUGAAAGUUUCAUAUUAAAUUGUUUGACAAUUCUUUAUAUUAAAUUGUUAAGACUUUUCAACAAAAAGUCAUAUUAAAGUGUAAGACACCUCUUUGUGCUUUAGGCGAAAAAAGAAGAUAAUAUUUAUUUGAUUGGAAAUGAAAUUCUGAAGAAUAACUUCAAAAAAAAUUUUUUUUAAAAAUAUAUCCUUGGUAUUUAUAAAGUUUAAGUUAAAACAGAGUCUGAAGAAGUUCAAAAUACAUAUAACUUUUCAAUCUAUAUUAUAACUUUUGCUGUUUACUUUGUUUUAUUAAAUAUAUGGGAAUUGGUAAAACUCAAAAUUUUUUACAUUUAUACUCUUAAGUUAUUUACUUAUGAUAACAUAGUUUGUUUUCAACAAUCAAUGUAAUAGCUAGUAACAAGGGUUUUUAGUUUCAAACCUAUUUUACUGGUAUAACCUUCAACUACUAAAUAAAAAGAACUCAAAUUGCAGUUCCUCCUUGUCAUUUUUUUGUUCAUAAAGUAAAAUAAUCUGCAUUAUAUUUUAUUUCAUGAGGAUAAAGAAAUGAAAAUUAUAAAAUUUUGAAAAGAUUUCUUUGAAUUUAAUUGCAAAUAAAUAAAUUUAUCUAUCCUUGACAAAAUAAAAAUUGAUCUUCAAAUUGAAAACUUUCUAUGUAAUUUAUAGAAACUACAUAAAAUUCUCAUUAUUUGGCACCCCUUUAGAAUCAUAAGCUUUAUCAAAAAUUUAGUACAAUAAAAUUUAAGCAGCAUGUUAUGAGUAUUGCCACAUGAAAAACUUAAUGUUCGAAUUCUAUACCUUAUAAUUUAUAUCAAAAACUAUUAUGUACAAUUUGUUUAUAAUUUUGGUAAUUCAGAAUUAUAAUUAAAAUGAGCUAUGAUAAGGCAAAUUAAAACUAUCUUUAUUAUAGCUUACCUAUUAAAUAAUUUAAUGGAAACUGUUUGUUAUUUAUUUAGAAGCAUAGUAUCUUUUGUUUAUGUGAGAGAAAUCAGUUCCUAAAGAUGUUUUAGAUAUAUUACAGACUAUUUCUUGUCUUCAGUUAAUAAUUAUCCUAUUUUAUACAGAUGAAUAUACAUUGAAGAAUACUUUUAAGUGAACAGUGUAUUUAUAAUUAAAUAAAUAAAAGAAUUUAACAUUUU